AGGAGGGAAGAGGAAGACAGGCGGGAUCCGAGAGCCUAGGACUGGGAGGGAAGGUAGACUAGGAAGGAGAGAGAGAGCCAGAGUCUGACAGGUCGGGAGGGUGUUAGAGCCCCAGCCGGCCCCCCAGUUCCAGAGGAGGAGGCUGGAGGGAGAGGCUGCUGAGCUAGGCCGAGGGAGGAGGCGUUAGCUGGGAAGCCAGAGUGGCCUCAUCUGAGAAGUCGCCAGGCCACUCCAGGGAAGCCCAGUGCCAGCUCACUGUCUGGCACUCCAGCAGGCCGCCUGGCUCCUGGAAAGGGCUUGCCAUGAAGGGGGACGAGCUCAAGGAGCGAGACCCCCAUCUUCCCCAGCCCAUCCCAGGGCUUGGGAAGGGGGGCAAGCAUGAAGGGCCACGGCCCGGCCCUGAACCCGCGGCGCCCGCGCAGCCCGUGGAGGAGGACGAGGCCCUGAUCGAGUUCCACCGCUCCUACCGCGAGCUGUUCCGGGUCUUCUGCAACACCACCACCAUCCAUGGCGCCAUCCGCCUGGUGUGCUCCAAGCAUAACCGCAUGAAGACCGCCUUCUGGGCCGCGCUGUGGCUCUGUGCCUUCGGCAUGAUGUACUGGCAGUUCGCCCUGCUCUUUGAAGAGUACCUGAGCUACCCGGUCAGCCUCAACAUCAACCUCAACUCCGACAAGCUGGUCUUCCCCGCCGUCACCGUCUGCACACUCAACCCUUACAGGUACCGGGAGAUCAAAGAGGACCUGGAGGAGCUGGACCGCAUCACCGAGCAGACGCUCUUCGACCUGUACAAGUACAACGCCUCCGGCGCCGGCCCGGGCCGCGGACGCCGCCCCCGCGACCUCGGGGACCCCUGGCCGCACCCGCUGCAGCGCCUGCCCCCGCCCCCGUCCCCGGCGCGCAGGGCCCGCAGCUCGGCGUCCAGCGUGCGCGACAACAACCCGCAAAUGGACAGGAAAGACUGGAAGAUCGGCUUCCAGCUGUGCGACCAGAACAAAUCGGACUGCUUCUACCAGACGUACUCGUCCGGGGUGGACGCCGUGCGGGAGUGGUACCGCUUCCACUACAUCAACAUCCUGUCCAGGCUGCCCGACGCCGUGCCGGCCCUGCAGGAGGAAGCGCCCGGCAAGUUCAUCUUCACCUGCCGCUUCAACCAGGCACCCUGCACCCACGCAAACUACUCGCAUUUCCACCACCCCAUGUAUGGGAAUUGCUACACCUUCAACAACAAGAACGACUCCCACCUCUGGAUGUCUUCCAUGCCCGGGAUCAACAAUGGUCUGUCCCUGACCCUGCGCACGGAGCAGAACGACUUCAUCCCCCUGCUGUCCACAGUGACUGGGGCCAGGGUCAUGGUGCACGGACAGGACGAGCCUGCCUUCAUGGACGACGGUGGCUUCAACGUGCGGCCUGGCGUGGAGACCUCAAUCAGCAUGAGGAAGGAAGCCCUGAACAGCCUGGGUGGCAAUUACGGUGACUGCACUGAGAACGGCAGCGACGUCCCGGUCAAGAACCUUUACCCCUCCAAGUACACGCAGCAGGUGUGCAUCCACUCCUGCUUUCAGGAGAGCAUGAUCAAGAAGUGCGGCUGCGCUUACAUCUUCUACCCGCGGCCCAAGGGAGUGGAGUUCUGUGACUAUAGGAAACACAGCUCCUGGGGCUACUGCUACUAUAAACUGCAGGUCGCUUUCUCCGUGGAUAGCCUGGGCUGCUUUUCCAAGUGCCGCAAACCAUGCAGCGUGACCAGCUACAAGCUCUCGGCUGGUUACUCCCGAUGGCCUUCGGUCAAGUCCCAGGAUUGGAUCUUCUCCAUGCUGUCCUUGCAAAACAAUUAUACCAUCAAGAACAAAAGAAAUGGAGUUGCCAAACUCAACAUCUUUUUCAAGGAGCUGAACUACAAAACUAAUUCCGAGUCUCCCUCCGUCACGAUGGUCACCCUCCUGUCCAACCUGGGCAGCCAGUGGAGCCUGUGGUUUGGCUCAUCCGUGCUGUCUGUGGUGGAGAUGGCCGAGCUCAUUUUCGACCUCCUGGUCAUCACGCUCCUCCUGCUUCUGCGGAGGUUCCAAAGCCGAUACUGGUCUCCAGGGCGAGGGGCCAGGGGCGCGCGGGAGGUGGCCUCCUCUCCAGCCUCCUCCCUCCCCUCCCGCUUCCGUCCCCACCCUACGUCGCCACCCCCUUGCUUGCCCCCCCAGCCAGAUCCAACUCUCUCCCUGGUCCCAUCGGCCCCUCCACCGGCCUACGCCUCCCUGCGCCCCUGGGCGUCUCCUUUGGGCUCCGUGGGGCCCAGCUCUUCUGCCCAGAGCUUGACAGAGCCCUGAGAGGGAAGAGAGGACAGUCCCCAGCCAGGACAGGUACUCCCCUGCUGGACCGAAGGAUGUCUCAUCUUGGGCUUCUCAGAGCCACCCAGCUGCUGUUGGUGGAGGGGAGGGAGGCACGCUGGGCAGGGGCCCAGGAAGUUGCCCCGGAGAACAGUAGCUAAUGAGCUGCCUUGCUUCUCAACGCUGCUUUCCACACAAGUGCAGACAGGCCUUCUUCCCCCUUGGAGCAGCCAAGCCAAACUUGGAGCCGACAAGGAACUUUCCUGGGAAUAAACCAGGCAAAGAGGCAGACGCAGGUUGCCAGUGCCAUGACCAGAGACUGACCUGUCCACCCUUGCCUUCUGUGACGCAGACGUCUGCUCCUCUUCUUGAACUUGGGUGGGAAACCCCACCCCAAAAGCCCCCUUUGUUAGUUUCUUGGGCAAUUCCCCUUCCCUGACUCCUCAGGGUGGCUGGAGCAGACCAGGGUGAAGGAGGUCUGGCCAUCCCGAGGACUUCUUGUGUCACACCAUGCCUUCAGAGUCGUGGCCCAGACCUCCGCUUCACCUCUCUAUGUCUGUUCACUGACUUCCUCCCCUUGGGAGCCGCCUCCGCCCUCUCCCGCAGAUCUCCUGGGUGUCUAGUGCUCAGUGACACACCGCCAUUUCUGCCAAGGCUUCUGUCCCCUCCUGCCUUCCCCAGGGUCCGGCAGCACCCUGGGACAUCUGCUGGUGGUCGCUGUGCUAUUUCAUGCUCAUGUCUGCCUCGCUGACUAGACUGUGAGCCCCCAGUGGUGAGGGUCUGAUGGAUAUCCCACGCCCGGCCUUGUUCCGCUUGGGGCACGUAGGCAGGUGUUCAAUAAAUGCUUGUUGCAUAAAA
This is a messenger RNA of Jaculus jaculus (lesser Egyptian jerboa), 3173 nucleotides long. It is a transcript of the gene Scnn1a, whose product is annotated as sodium channel epithelial 1 subunit alpha. Bases 303 to 2315 code for a protein of 670 amino acids. Gene Ontology annotation, molecular function: ligand-gated sodium channel activity. Gene Ontology annotation, biological process: sodium ion transmembrane transport. The transcript has 13 exons. NCBI's taxonomy places the organism in Eukaryota, Metazoa, Chordata, Mammalia, Rodentia, Dipodidae. Gene Ontology annotation, cellular component: membrane. The record is from RefSeq and is a predicted model, not a curated record.